Postia placenta MAD-698-R-SB12 is the source of this 2534-nucleotide messenger RNA. RefSeq lists its product as hypothetical. Gene Ontology annotation, cellular component: nucleus. Gene Ontology annotation, molecular function: RNA helicase activity; RNA binding; ATP binding. The record is from RefSeq and is a predicted model, not a curated record. The transcript is spliced from 4 exons. NCBI's taxonomy places the organism in Eukaryota, Fungi, Basidiomycota, Agaricomycetes, Polyporales, Adustoporiaceae. The coding region runs from base 96 to 2036 and encodes 646 amino acids.
GUGAACCGUCACCAUCUCGUUAUCGAGCUCAACGCAACUAGACAGCAACCUUGCUUUCUGAAAACACAGUAAACUUUCCUUUGUCUCACAUUAAUAUGACCAAUGGAAUUGUAAACGGUACCGGGCUAGAGAACCAGUUCGCCUCUCUCGGUAUCAACGGACAGAAAUCCGCUUAUGUUCCUCCGCAUAUGAGGAACUCGCAGCGGGCUGCAUCCUCUCCCGUAGUUCCUACUAACGGGAACGGCUGGGCUGAAUCCCGCUCUUCCACUCCUUCGUCCCGCGGUGGUUAUGGUGGUGGUAGGGGUGGCCCUGUUGACAGAACUGUCAGCGGCACUUCUGGUGGGCGUGGAGGUGGAGGAAACUGGAAUGACCGUUCCACCAGCGGUUGGCAGGGAUCUCCCAGAGACAGCGGUCCUCGUGAAAACUCAGGAUUUGGUGCCUGGAAGGAUGGCGUCCACAUUGCAGGUUCUCGCAACACACGCAUGGAGAAGGAGCUAUUUGGAGAAAUCGGCGAUCCGUCUAAGCAGCACACGGGGAUCAACUUCGAGAAGUACGACGACAUCCCCGUCGAGGCUACAGGCGCAGGUGUCCCGGAUCCCGUGAAUGUUUUCACAAACCCGCCAUUAGACCCUGUUCUGCUUGAGAACAUCGGUUACGCUCAUUACACUACACCUACACCGGUGCAAAAGUACUCGAUACCUAUUGUAGCUCUUGGCAGAGACCUUAUGGCUUGUGCCCAGACCGGUUCUGGAAAGACAGGCGGUUUCUUAUUCCCUAUUCUCUCGGCAUCCUUCGCCAACGGUCCUCGUGCGCCUCCGGCGGAAGCCACGAACGCUGGGUACGGUCGCUCUCGCAAAGCAUAUCCCACGGCCCUCAUUCUUGCGCCCACGCGUGAGUUGGUCAGCCAAAUCCACGAAGAAGCUCGCAAGUUUUGCUAUCGUUCUUGGGUUCGCCCUGCGGUGGUUUAUGGUGGUGCCGACAUCAAUCAGCAGCUCCGCCUGAUUGAGCGAGGCUGUGAUCUGCUUAGUGCCACCCCUGGUCGUCUGGUUGAUCUUAUCGAACGUGGCCGCAUCAGCCUUGCCAACAUCCGUUACCUCGUCCUCGACGAGGCUGAUCGUAUGUUGGACAUGGGUUUCGAGCCCCAGAUCCGUCGCAUCGUACAGGGCGAGGACAUGCCCGGUGUCCAGGAUCGCCAGACUCUCAUGUUCAGCGCCACUUUCCCCCGCGACAUUCAGAUGCUUGCCAGGGAUUUCAUGAAGGACUACGUCUUCCUCUCCGUCGGGCGUGUCGGCUCGACUUCAGAGAACAUCACGCAGAAGGUCGAGUAUGUCGAAGAUGCCGACAAGCGUUCUGUUCUGUUGGAUGUCUUGUCCAUGCACCAGGGUGGCCAGGGUGGGCUCACCCUUGUCUUCGUCGAGACGAAGAGGAUGGCUGACAUGUUGUCGGACUUCCUUCUCACAAACAACCUCCCCGCCACUUCCAUUCAUGGUGAUCGCACCCAGCGCGAGCGCGAAAUGGCUCUGCAGACAUUCCGCACUGGCCGCACUCCUAUUAUGGUCGCUACUGCUGUUGCGGCCCGUGGUCUCGAUAUCCCGAACGUUACCCACGUCGUAAACUACGAUCUCCCCUCCGACAUUGACGACUACGUCCAUCGUAUCGGUCGUACUGGCCGUGCCGGUAAUGUCGGUAUCGCUACUGCAUUCUUCAACCGCGGCAACCGCAACAUCGUUCGUGAUCUCCUGGAGCUGCUCCGUGAGGCCAAUCAGGAAAUCCCGGCCUGGUUGGAGACUGUUGCGCACGAGAACUCCUUCGGCGGUGGUGGAGGACGCGGUCGUGGUGGUGGCGGUCGUGGCCGUGGUGGCGGUCGCCCGCCGGCCUCUCGUGACUUCAGGUCCGGAGGCGGAGGUGGAGGCGGAUAUGGCGGACGCGGUGGCGGAGCUGGCUACGGCGGUCCUCAGUAUGGUGGAGGCGGAGGUAGCUUUGGCGGCUACGGCGGUGGUGCCGGAGGCGGUGGCGGCGGCGGCAGCUGGUGGUAAAUCCCGAUGUGUUCCCGAUUCUCCGACGUUCCAGAAUAUGCAUUCCCGACAUCGCCUUUUCCUACCCUCCAUGCCCUUCAUGACCCAUAAUCGCCCUCUAUCGAAUUCGGCAAAAUGGCAAGACUCGUCUCCAUGGUCCCAUCGGUCUCGUUCGGUUUUUCCUUGGACUCUGGACUAUGCGCUGCUCUCACAUCAUUGCGGUUUUCGUCUCGUUGCAUUGCUGCUCAUCGUUUAUCGUACGGCCCUCCUAAUCGUCUUCUGUUUCAAUAGUCGGGCGCUUUCCGCCCCCUCCUGCAUACAGCAUCAUAUCCAUAGACGAGGGGCCAUCCUCCAAGCAUGAGCAGAUCCAUGUCGGUCUUCGUAUCGCGAUACCCUACUUAUUGCGGCGCGCAGGUCGUACAUUCUAUAGCUUAGCAUCACGAGACAAUCUGUUAGAGCAUCGCAUAUCUUGUAACGUAGUCAUAGUCUAGCAUCGUCUUAUCUACUCUUCUCCACUAA